Messenger RNA from Triticum aestivum (bread wheat), 1188 nucleotides. RefSeq names its product serine/threonine-protein phosphatase 7 long form homolog. Bases 1 to 1188 code for a protein of 395 amino acids. Gene Ontology annotation, biological process: meristem maintenance; meristem development. The transcript is spliced from 6 exons. The record is from RefSeq and is a predicted model, not a curated record. Lineage: Eukaryota; Viridiplantae; Streptophyta; Magnoliopsida; Poales; Poaceae.
AUGGCGGAUGAUGAUAAUGAAAUAUAUUUGAUGGUGAAAUUUGGUACUCUAGAUGAUAUGUGUGCAUAUGUAGAAGAAAGAAAUGAUGUGGUUAUGAUGGCGGAUGGUGAUGGACCUUGGUAUGACGGAUUAAUCGAUGAGUGGGAUAAGGAGCAUCGUGCUCGUGCCAUUGAAAAUGGACAGGUUGUAGUUGCUAUGCGCAUGAGGGGUCAUUCCGCUGAUGACUUUGAUUACGACCCGCGGUAUGAGCCUUACAUUCGGAGAUUGGGUCUUCUCCCAUUCGUGUUGCAGUUUAAGCGACGCGCUCCGCCGGUGAACCACGCGGCGCUGACCGCACUUGUGGAUCGUUGGAGGCCGGAGACUCACUCCUUCCACCUUCCAUGUGGGGAGAUGACGAUGACCCUACAGGACAUGGCUAUGAUAAGCGGCCUUCCUAUCAAUGGACAAGCUGUUACCGGUCGUGUCAGCGUGGGUAAUUGGCGAGAACGGACUGCCGAUUUAAUUGGCGUUCAGCCCGAGGGCCCUCAGGAAGGCAAGGCCGAUACAGCGAAAGUGAGGCAUUCUUGGCUAAAACUGGUCAGAGGAAACACCAACCCGUGCCCUCAGGAUGCCAAUGACGUGGUUGUGCAGCAGUACGCGCGGGCCUAUCUUUGGUAUGUACUAACCAAGGUAGUCUUCUCAGAUGCAACCGGGAACUCAGCCCUCUGGAUGUUCUUGGAGCCACUUAAUAACUGGGAUACCCAGUAUAGCUGGGGUUCGGCCGCACUAGCAUACUUGUAUCGUCAGCUUGACUUGGCGUGUCGGAGGAAGGGAGGUACAUCCUCAUUGUCUGGGUUUGUUUGGAGCCUAUCCGUGUGGAUGUGGGAGCGGAUCCCGGUUGGACGGCCCGAUUUGAAGAACCCCCUCAUGGCAAACCCACGGGGUAAUCAUGACGGGUUGCAUGAUGAUGAUCCAUAUCGGCGCCCUACGCUUGCUUACUAUUGGGAACAAGUGACAGUGUACACACGAAGCUCGCAUGUGCGAUACAAGUGCUAUAUGAACGAGCUGGACACCUUGACUGCUGAGCAGGUACAUUGGUUGCCUUAUGUGGAAGAUCGUGACUUUGAUCUUAAUGAGAUGUGCACGCGUUCGAUCGAAGGAACAAUCAGGAUAUAUCGGAUUGGGCAAACAAACACCGUGCGUGGAUAG